Messenger RNA from Volvox carteri f. nagariensis, 648 nucleotides. RefSeq lists its product as uncharacterized. The record is from RefSeq and is a predicted model, not a curated record. The transcript has 6 exons. Bases 1 to 648 code for a protein of 215 amino acids. Lineage: Eukaryota; Viridiplantae; Chlorophyta; Chlorophyceae; Chlamydomonadales; Volvocaceae.
AUGGACGUCUCGCCGUCGGCCGCCUCGCCGUCGGCCGCUUUGCCGUCGGCCGCCUCGUCGUCGGCAUCUCGCCGUCAGCUUUCAGCGUGUCCACGUCACGGUUUGUCGUACCUCCGCUUUCAGCGUUUCCACGUCACGGUUUGUCGUACCUCCGCUUUCAGCGUUUCCACGUCACGGUUUGUCGUACCUCCGGGUUUAACUAGGCCGGCCGCCUCGCCGUCGGCCGCCUCGCCGUCGGCCGCCUGGCCGUCCGCCGCCUCGCCGUCGGCCGCCUCGCCGUCGGCCGCCUCGCCGUCGGCCGCCUCGCCGUCGGCCGCCUCGCCGUCGGCCGCCUCGCCGUCGGCCGCCUCGCCGUCGGCAUCUCGCCGUCAGCUUUCAGUGUUUCCACGUCACGGUUUGUCGUACCUCCGUGGCACCGAGCGGGCGUUGCUGAUGAUGGGCCCGGCUGAGGUGGGUGCACUGCUGGGUGCAAUUCCUCCGCACCCAGCUGCACCCAGCCGGGCGCCGCCGCUGCUGGCCAGUUGGCUAGCGGCGGCGGCAACGUUGGCGGCGGCAUAUAGACGCAUCAUCAUCAUGAUCAUCAUCAUCAUCGUCAUCGUCAUCAUCAUCAUCAUCAUCAUCAUCAGUUGCCGCCAUUCCAAGGCUUAA